AUGGCAGUUGAAAUCGAUAUGACCAAUAUUGGUAGCAAUGGAAGUACAGCCGCUCCAGCUGCAGUAGCUGCAUCAAUAAUAAAUGAAACUAAACAACUAUAUAACAAUACAAAUAAUAAUAAUACCAAUAAUAAUGUAAAAUCUAAAACACCGAAUAAUAAUAAUAAUAAUAAUAACUGUAACCAUUCAGCAUCCGAAAGUAGUUUUAAUAAUAAUAUUCAAGAUGAAUAUUAUCCCGACGAAACAACUACUAUGACAAAAGAUAUAAAAUACAAUCUUGUACUUCAAAAACAUAUGACUGAAGAACAUUAUGAAAAGCUGGCUGGACUCUUUACAGAAUAUGGGGUUUGGACAGCCACUGGAAAGAAUACAAAGUUGACACCAGCCAGACUACGACAAUGGUAUCUAUUCGACGAGAAUUGUGGUGCUGUUAUUGCCACUUGUCACAAAGGUAAUCAUUUGGGACAAGCUCUAUUUAGAAGGUUUUCAGUUCCUUCUGCUGGUACUGGUAAUACUGCAUCGUCAGCUCAAGUAGAAGCAAUUUGGAUAUCACAAUUGUUGGUUUCACGAGAACACCGACAAAAGGGUAUUGCAAAGUCAAUGCUCAAACACUCACUCGACAAGUUGGAUUGGCAAAUGGCAGGUAUUGCAAGUUGCAACCCAUACGCUAUAAAGUCAUUGGAACGAGCUACCAACUCUAAAACCGAUGCCCAACAUAACCUACGACACUCCAAUAUCAUGCAACACUGUGGUGUACCAUAUAUUGUAAAGGCACCAAUUGUCCCGACGACACCCAACCAUCUCUACUACAUCGACACCAAUUUCCAUAUCGACACUGACCAUAUCCCAGAGAUUCUAACAAGAGAAAUGUCUCGUGGUAACUGGCACCUAGGCAACUACCUUCCAAGAGGUUUCGAAUUUUUAUCAAUCAUUCUAAAGAAAUAA
Cavenderia fasciculata is the source of this 945-nucleotide messenger RNA. RefSeq lists its product as uncharacterized. NCBI's taxonomy places the organism in Eukaryota, Evosea, Eumycetozoa, Acytosteliales, Cavenderiaceae. The record is from RefSeq and is a predicted model, not a curated record. Gene Ontology annotation, molecular function: acyltransferase activity, transferring groups other than amino-acyl groups. The coding region runs from base 1 to 945 and encodes 314 amino acids. The transcript has a single exon.